Molecule: messenger RNA, 717 nt
Organism: Astrephomene gubernaculifera
Lineage: Eukaryota; Viridiplantae; Chlorophyta; Chlorophyceae; Chlamydomonadales; Astrephomenaceae
Source: the annotation of a GenBank genome assembly
UGAUGCCUCCAUUGCAAAGGACCCGAUUUGCAUGAUCAGCUCCAGCAAGCCUAGGGACCGAAACACACUGGCACGCAAGCAGUCGGCCCUCUUCGCCAAGGCGACCGCGCCGCUCAAACAGGUCGGCAUGAUGUGCUUCAUGGCGUGGAUGUUUGGCAACACCAUCCAGAUCUUUAGCAUCUUCAUGAUGUUUAACCUCAUCGCCGCGCCCAUCUCAGCUAUUAUGAGCUCCGGAGACGUGUUCCCCCGGGACGAGGAGUGGAAGCAGCUGGACGUGCUCACGCCGCGCCUUCUGUACUGCCUCGUGCACUCCGGACAACUCAUAUUCGGGCUGUACAAACUGAGCGCCAUGCGGCUGCUGCCCAGCGCUUCAUCCGACUUCAUCUCCACCAUGCCCGUACCGUCGGUGUUGGAACACGCGUAUCCAGCCUUGUAGGCUGCGUGAGUGGCAUGCAUGGAGGGGAGCCAACACUGGAACUGGGGUUCGGAGCUGACGGGUUUGGCGUCAAUGUCAUGGAGUGUGCGACGCUAUGCUGAGGGAUGGUCCUGGCGGCCAGUGUUUUCCGCAAGAUGAACUACCGCGUUUUGCUGCUUCUGGCUCCUGACAAGUACGCAAAGAGGCGUGAAUUCUAGUCGGCUCUCGGGCGCGCAGGUGUGCGCCUACGUGCAACGCUUGGCCUUUGCAAGCCGCAAUAUCUCGUGUAAAAUAACAAGGGA